Metschnikowia bicuspidata var. bicuspidata NRRL YB-4993 is the source of this 870-nucleotide messenger RNA. RefSeq names its product Cu-binding protein (gene SCO1). NCBI's taxonomy places the organism in Eukaryota, Fungi, Ascomycota, Pichiomycetes, Serinales, Metschnikowiaceae. The record is from RefSeq and is a predicted model, not a curated record. The transcript has a single exon. Gene Ontology annotation, molecular function: copper ion binding; copper chaperone activity. Gene Ontology annotation, cellular component: mitochondrial inner membrane. Gene Ontology annotation, biological process: mitochondrial respiratory chain complex IV assembly; intracellular copper ion homeostasis. The coding region runs from base 1 to 870 and encodes 289 amino acids.
AUGGCAUCAAGGCUUUUGCACGUGACCAUCCCACGUUUCAACGCCGCCCAAAAUACCCCCCCUGGCGGUAGUCCAGACGAGGACUCCAGCAAGCCCGCGCCCACAAAAAGACCCUUAAGUAGGGUUGCCAUCGGCGGCUCGCAGAACUCCACAAAGAAGUUUGCUGAAAGCAGCGGCAUCGAAUUUGCAUCCUGGAAAGCCGUGGUGCUUUUGCUCGUUGCUGGCGGUGCGUUCACUUGGUGGUUUGCGCGGGAAAAAGAAAAGCUCCGGAUUCAAAAGGAAGUCGAGAGUAAGCGGGGCGUGGGCCGCCCGAUGAUUGGCGGUAACUUCUCGCUUGUGGACCAGGACCACCAGCCAUUCACCCAGGAAAACUUAAAGAACGACGAGCGCAAGUUUUCUAUCAUAUACUUUGGCUUUACUCACUGCCCCGACGUGUGCCCUGACGAGUUGGAUAAGCUAGGUGAGAUGUUGGAAGACUUGAAGCAGCGGCAUGCCAUUGAGUUGCAGCCAUUGUUCAUCACGUGCGACCCUGCGCGGGAUUCGCCGGAGAUCGUCAAGCAAUAUUUGGCCGAUUUCCACCCCUCCAUCAUUGGGUUGACUGGUUCCUGGGAGGCCGUCAAGAACGUGUGCAAGAAGUUCCGCGUGUACUUCUCCACGCCGCCAGACGUCAAGCCGGGCCAGGACUACUUGGUGGACCACUCGAUUUUCUUCUACCUCAUGGACUCCGAAGGUCAGUUUGUGGAUGUGAUUGGUAAGGAGGUUGACGCCAAGGGCGGAGCCGAGAGAAUCCGCAAGCACGUGGAGGCGUUUGUGCCUGAGGCUGAGCGCGAGGCAAGAAAGAACUCCUGGUUGAGCUUUCUCUACAAGUGA